AUGGAUCAAUAAAGUCAAACUCAAAAGAUAAUUACAGCUAUUGAUGAACUCAAAGUAUUAUCUAAGAAUGAUUUAAUAGAGCAAUUAAAGCUCAUUCAUCAACUCAAACUAAAAGAGGCAGUUGAUUUCGAAAAGAAGAUUGCCAAAUUGGAAAAAAGCAGAAAACAAAUAGCUGCAGACAAUAUUAACCAAUAGAAAAAGAUCCUCAGCAUGGAAUAAGUACUAAAAUAGAAAAAGAUAAAGAAAGAUAGUUACAAAUCGAAAUAUAUAAAAGAACACUAGCAAAUGCUAAAACUCUCAUAGGAUAUUAAAUAACUUUAAAAUUCAGCAUUCCAAACUUAAGAGUUGGUAAAAUAAAAAGAAGAGCAAGAAGUAUACUUAAUUAAGUUAAUUGAUGAGGUAACUCUUCAAAAUCUAAGAAUUCAAUAACAAAUUGAGUAAAGCAUUCUCAAUUUCAAAUCUCAAGUAUAAGACUUAAAAGAUUCAUUUUUCAGUUCUGAUUUCGACAAAAAUAGAUCAGAAUCCAUUCACUCUAUGGAAUCAUUUAUAACUAAAGCAAGCACAUUUGCUAGUUCUGAAACCUCAAGGAAAUCUGCAAUUUCUGGGGCUACCUACAAUAAAGAAUCUAUUCAUUCUCUAGAAACAAUAAAGGAGGAUCUAUAAGAAAAAAGUUCUUCAACAGCUAGUGUUGUAAGUUCUCAAUCAGAUUUGAAAAAUACAAAUAUAAGCUCCGAAAAGAAUCUACCUCAAUAAAAUGAUCCAUUAGAGUUUAACUAAGAGGAAAUUUAAACAGAUAGAUCAACUUUGAUAGGGACAUUAGAAUCAUCAUCAUCUACGCAUAAAUCAUCAUCAAGAUCAAAAGAGGAGUUAUCUAGUUAAAACUCUAUAAGACCACGAAAUGCUUAAAAAGAAGAGUUCGUUUUACUAGUAAAUAAUCAUAUUAAAGAUACGGUGUAAAAUUUGAAGCUGAAUGAUGAUCUAUCAGUUAUAAGGAAAAAAUUAGAUCUCCAAUUUCAAUAUAACUUCAUUAACAAUAAUAAUGAUUCAUCCAAAAAUGAUCAAAUAAUAAACUAAAAAGAGGAGAAAAAUUACAAUCUUAAUUAGAUUGUAAACAAAAAACAUGAAAUAAAUGUUGUAACAUCUCAUCCCUCUUACUUUAAACAACUCAUUGUUCCGAUGCAAUGA
Stylonychia lemnae is the source of this 1185-nucleotide messenger RNA. The record is from the annotation of a GenBank genome assembly. Lineage: Eukaryota; Ciliophora; Spirotrichea; Sporadotrichida; Oxytrichidae.